Sorex fumeus (smoky shrew) is the source of this 586-nucleotide messenger RNA. RefSeq names its product TNF receptor superfamily member 13C (gene TNFRSF13C). Gene Ontology annotation, cellular component: external side of plasma membrane. Gene Ontology annotation, molecular function: signaling receptor activity. The transcript is spliced from 3 exons. The record is from RefSeq and is a predicted model, not a curated record. Gene Ontology annotation, biological process: tumor necrosis factor-mediated signaling pathway; positive regulation of T cell proliferation; B cell costimulation. The coding region runs from base 32 to 586 and encodes 184 amino acids. NCBI's taxonomy places the organism in Eukaryota, Metazoa, Chordata, Mammalia, Eulipotyphla, Soricidae.
GCAGCGGGGCACCCCGACCUGGCGGCGCGGCAUGAGGCGCGGGGCCCGGGGCGCGCGGGGCCGGGCCGGGCCGGUGCCCCCCGCGUCCGUGCAGCCCACGUGCUUCGACGAGCUGGUGCGCGACUACGUGGCCUGCUGGAGGCUGGGCGCGCGGGAAACCGGGUCGGCCCCGACCGGCGCCCCCUGCGCGCCCUCGCUGUCCCCCGGGCUCGCAGCCUGCACGGGCAGCCCCGCGCCCGCGUCGCCGGGGCCCGUGGCGACCCUGCGGCUGCCCGCGCUGCUGCUCGGCGCCCCGGCCGGCCUGGGCCUGGCGCUGGCCCUGGUGCUGGUGGCCCUGGUGGCCUGGCUGCGGAGACGGCGCGGGACGGCGGCGCCCGCAGCAGCGCUGGACGAGGAGUCAGAGGAGACCCCGGACAUUGUCAUCGUCCUGUCCCCCGGGGACCCGAAGGCCUCAGAGCCCGCCUGGCCACCACCCACAGGAGACCCAGCCACUGUGGCACCGCCUGCCCACAGCGUCCCCGUGCCGGCCACGGAGCUGGGCUCCACCGAGCUGGUGACCACCAAGACAGCCGGUCCUGAGCAGUAG